This is a messenger RNA of Verticillium alfalfae VaMs.102, 531 nucleotides long. RefSeq names its product FAD binding domain-containing protein. The transcript has a single exon. The record is from RefSeq and is a predicted model, not a curated record. Lineage: Eukaryota; Fungi; Ascomycota; Sordariomycetes; Glomerellales; Plectosphaerellaceae. The coding region runs from base 43 to 531 and encodes 162 amino acids.
GUAUUCUCUCUGCCCUCUUGCCGAGUUUCAGUUGGUCUCAACAUGGCUGAUCUUCACACACCUGACAUCUACGACGUCCUGAUCGUCGGGGCCGGACCCUGCGGUCUGGCAGUGGCCUCACGUCUUUGCGAGCAUUCGCCUUCCGCUCUUUUCACCGAUGACGAGCAUCAGAGGUACCACUGGGUCAAGAAGCAUGGUCGACGCAUGGCUCUCAAGAACAGGCGGAAUGGACGUGUUUCCCAAAAGGCCAUGGCUCAUGACAAGGAGCCGCCCAAAUACUCAACCCUGGUCCUGGACGGCACUGGCGAUGAAUUCAUGAACCGCUGGAAGACACUGUUCACAGCUUUCGACAUCCACCACCUGCGUAGCCCCAUGUUCUGGCAUGUUGAUCCCAGUGACCGAGAUGCCUUGCUCGCCAUGGCCCAUAAUGAAGGUCGAGAGAACGAGCUGUUCGAGCUCAAGAACUGUGUCGGCAAGGAAGUGAGCAAACAUCUCAGAAGAUCACGGGCCAAGUGUCGCAACCCAUUGUGA